Messenger RNA from Paramecium sonneborni, 1015 nucleotides. NCBI's taxonomy places the organism in Eukaryota, Ciliophora, Oligohymenophorea, Peniculida, Parameciidae. The record is from the annotation of a GenBank genome assembly.
AUGAAUAUGUCAAAAUUCUAUUCUCAUAAUAAGCAAUAUAAUCCAAAAAGGAAAAGGCAAAAGUCUCCAAAUAACAUUAAUAAUACUGAUACACCUCCAAUAAAGAGAUCGGUUACUUAUAAUGGUGAUUCAGAUUUAUUAUAUAAGAUUGUUAAUAACGAAAAUUUAGUUGAAUUAAUAGAUAAAAUAUAAAAGCAAAAAUAAGAUCAUUAUUUAAAGAUUGAAAAUACUUAAACUUUGACUUUACCUUCAAUUUAAAACUAAAUAGAAAGACAUCAUUUUAUUACGUAGAGAAAAUAAAAAAAAAAAUAAGAGAAAGAAUAUAUUCCAUUUACCUAUCCACUUAAUCCUAAAAAAGUAGCUUAUUAUUAAGAAAACAAUUUAUAUGGUAAAUUCAUAGAGCCAACUGAAUAUAAAAAAAUAAAUUAUGAAUCUAUAAAAACAGUGUACAAAUUUAUCGUAUAAUAGUGAAACUGCAAUAUCAGAAUAAUUAGCCAGUGAAAGUAGAUUAAAAAGAUCAUUGACAGAACGAAAGGAAGAAACACACAAAAACAAAUUCAAAUUAAUUUAGUAAUCAACUGAAGAUAAUUUAGAGAAUGAAAAAGAGAUAAAAAAUUAUACUUUGUCAAAAUCAGAUUAUGCAAAUUUAGACUCUUUGUAUAGUAAAUAAGGUAAAAUGAAUUAAAUAAUAAAAAAUGCAUUAAAAAUAAAAUCUCAUGCAAGAGAUCCUUCAAAUGCAUCAAAAUCUAUUUUGUCAGAAAGAAUACAAUUAUAAUUAGAGUUAAAAAAAUAAUAUGAAUAAUCUUUAGAUUUAGCUUUAUAAGGAUAUCUUGUUUAUGAUGAUAAAAAAUUUGAAAAAAAAUAAGCAAAUUGGUCAUAAUUAUUGCAAAGAUUGAAUUAUAAAUAAUAUCCAAAUCGAAAUAUGAAAUAAAAUUCAGUUCAUUAAAAGAAAUAGCUGUUUGUAAAUAAAACUCUAGAUAUAUAAGAUAAAUGUUCAGAAGUAUUAUAUGAAUGA